ACGACCCAGAAACCCGUCGAAACCCCAGCCCCAGGCCGCCGGUUGCUUUCGCUUCGCCGGAGAAGAGCUGAGCGCGAUGGCAGCGGCGCAGGAGGAAGCGGCGGCGGCGCCGCCGAGCACGGAGAGCGAUGCUACCGAGACGGAGGAGGCACCACCAGGCGGCGCGGAGAGCGAUGCUACGGCGAUGGAAGCGGCGGCGGAGUACUCGUGGCUCCAGCUCCGCUUCGACCGCCCCCCUCGCCGGCUCUACCACUUCGCCCGCCAGUUCCGCUCCGCCACUUCCUCUGGCAGCAAUAGUAGCGGCGAGAACUUCCUCAAGGGCGUAAAGUGGUCGCCCGACGGGUCCUCCUUCCUCACCAGCUCCGACGAUAACUCCCUCCGCUUGUUUUACUUACCGGAGGAAGCGUACAUUGCGGCGGAGCCCGUUGCCGAGGCCGCUGUCGAAAGUGAAGAUUCUUAUGGAGCUUUCAUUCAGGCGAACGAGGGUGAGCCAGUGUACGAUUUCUGCUGGUACCCGUGUAUGUCCUUGUCUGACCCAGCCACUUGUGUAUUUGCAAGCACCAGUCGUGAUCAUCCGAUACACCUUUGGGAUGCCACCAGUGGGGAACUCCGGUGCACAUACCGAGCAUAUGAUGCCAUGGAUGAAAUAACUGCUGCACUUUCGAUUUCUUUCAAUUCUUCAGGAUCUAAGCUAUUUGCUGGAUACAACAAAGCUAUAAGAGUGUUUGAUGUUCAUCGGCCUGGCAGAGACUUUGAUCAGUAUUCUUUACUCAAGGGGGGUGAAGGACCAACUGGUAUAAUAUCUUCAAUUUCCUUCUCUCCACAAAAUGGGAUGCUUGCUGUUGGUUCAUACAGCCAGACAACUGCUGUGUAUGCAGAGAAUAAUAUGGAGCCUUUGUAUGUCUUACAUGGCCAGCUUGGUGGUGUUACACAGGUGCUUUUUUCGAAAGAUGGGAACUAUCUGUAUACUGGAGGGCGCAAGGAUCCGUACAUAUUAUGUUGGGAUAUUCGCAAUACUGUGGACAUUGUUUACAAGUUGUACAGAUCAGCUGAUACUACUAAUCAAAGAAUACAUUUUGAUAUUGAGCCCUGCGGUAGACAUCUAGCCACUGGUGGGCAGGAUGGCAUGGUCCAUGUAUAUGACCUUCAAGGUGGUCAAUGGGUAACCGGCUACCAAGCAGCAGCUGAUACUGUAAACGGGUUCUCGUUCCAUCCAUACCUUCCAUUUGCUGUAACAUCAUCCGGGCACAGAAGAUUUGGCAUGCAAGAUGAGUUUGAAGACGAGUUAAACUUGGCAGGUGAUGAGAACAGCUGCUCUGUCUGGAUGUUUUCUUCCUCACAAGAAGCUUGAAGCAUUUAGUGAAAAUAUUGGAUCAGGCUGAAGCUAAGCGAAGCAUUGGAUGCACAUUCAAAUCUAUUGUCACUUUGAUGUUCGUGUGCAGAGAGCAUCGCGGCAUUGACCACUUCCUGUUGUGUUGGCUGUAAUUGGUGUCUGCAAAAUGCAAAUGUAUUCACUGAGAUCUAUAGAAUUAAUGACUUAUUUUUUUGA
This is a messenger RNA of Zea mays, 1549 nucleotides long. RefSeq names its product Transducin/WD40 repeat-like superfamily protein. Gene Ontology annotation, molecular function: protein binding. The record is from RefSeq and is marked predicted. NCBI's taxonomy places the organism in Eukaryota, Viridiplantae, Streptophyta, Magnoliopsida, Poales, Poaceae. The coding region runs from base 77 to 1351 and encodes 424 amino acids. The transcript has 13 exons.